UCUUCAGCUAAUAGUGUUUGUUCUGCCAUCACUACUGUAUCCUCUCCCUUAUUAACCAUGUUUGUGUGUAAAACGUUCAUCUUCACAACACUUGCGCUGAUUUCUACUGGAGAUGCCGCCCCUUUGGAUGUGACGAAACACCUGGCGCAAUUUGGAUACCUUCCACCAAUCGAUCCAAACAAACCAAACAGCAUUAUAUCUAAUGAAGCUCUCUCCAGCGCUCUUAGUGACUACCAACAGUACAUGGGGCUGCAAGUAACCGGUUCUCUGACUGAUGAAACUAAGCAGCAGAUGAUCAAGCCUAGAUGUGGCAUCAGGGACAAGGCACCCCCAGGUGGUGGGAACGUCAACACUUUCAAACUUGGAGGUACCAGAUGGAGUAAGAAGACACUGAGCUACAAAAUCACUAAAUAUCCUAGAAACUUUCCAAGGGACGAGACUGACAGAACCAUAAGGAAGGCUUUAGACAUCUGGUCCGCUGUGACGCCACUCACGUUUGUGCGAAAAGACUCUGGAAAAGUUCACUUUGAGAUCAGGUUUGAUGUAGGAUCUCAUGGAGAUGAUAAUCCAUUUGAUGGUCCGGAAGGCGUUCUCGCCCACGCUUACUACCCUACAUCUCACACCAUCGGGGGAGACGCUCAUUUCGACGACACGGAGCAAUGGACCAUUAACUCUCACUCAGGAACAAACCUUUUGCAAGUGGCGACACAUGAGUUCGGACAUGCCCUGGGACUUGAUCAUUCCAAGGUUAAACGUGCCCUGAUGUACCCUACUCUCCAAGGCUACGACCCGAACUUCAGUCUUCACCCUGACGAUAUCAAGGCUAUCCAGACUCUCUACCCAAGUUCGUUCACCGGUUGAUUUCUUCUUCUACUCUUCAGAAGUCACCAUUGGGACUGAAGACUCAAGAUGCUUGUACAAGAAAUUAUUUAUUAAAUUAUUAUAGUAAAAUAUAUAUUUCAUAUCGUUUUA
Messenger RNA from Macrosteles quadrilineatus (aster leafhopper), 972 nucleotides. Its product is annotated as matrix metalloproteinase-20-like. NCBI's taxonomy places the organism in Eukaryota, Metazoa, Arthropoda, Insecta, Hemiptera, Cicadellidae. The transcript has 7 exons. The coding region runs from base 58 to 861 and encodes 267 amino acids. Gene Ontology annotation, molecular function: metalloendopeptidase activity; zinc ion binding. Gene Ontology annotation, cellular component: extracellular matrix. Gene Ontology annotation, biological process: proteolysis; collagen catabolic process; extracellular matrix organization. The record is from RefSeq and is a predicted model, not a curated record.